Molecule: messenger RNA, 939 nt
Organism: Nyctereutes procyonoides (raccoon dog)
Lineage: Eukaryota; Metazoa; Chordata; Mammalia; Carnivora; Canidae
Product: olfactory receptor 7G2-like
Exons: 1
Coding region: 1-939 (312 amino acids)
Biological process (GO): G protein-coupled receptor signaling pathway
Cellular component (GO): membrane
Molecular function (GO): G protein-coupled receptor activity; olfactory receptor activity
Source: RefSeq, a predicted model, not a curated record
AUGGGACCCAGAAACCAAACAGUAUUUUCAGAAUUCUUUCUCUUGGGACUGACAGAGGAUCCAGAACUGCAGUCCCUACUCUUCAGCCUGUUCCUGUCCAUAUACCUGGCCACCAUCCUGGGAAACGGGCUCAUCAUCCUGGCUGUCAUCUGUGACUCCCACCUCCACACUCCCAUGUACUUCUUCCUCUCCAACCUGUCCUUUACUGACAUCUGUUUAAGUACAACCACCAUCCCAAAGAUGCUGGUGAACAUCCAAGCACAGAGUCACAGCAUCAGUUACACAGGCUGCCUCACCCAGGUCUGCUUUGUCUUGACUUUUGUUGGUUUAGAAAAUUUUCUCCUUGCAGCAAUGGCCUAUGACCGCUAUGUGGCGAUCUGCCAUCCCCUGAGGUACACCGUUAUCAUGAACCCCCAACUCUAUGGCUUGCUGAUGGUACUCUCACUGCUCAUUAGCAUUGUCAACGCCCUGCUCCACAGUCUGAUGGUGCUACAGUUAUCCUUCUGUAAGGACGUGGACAUCCCCCACUUCUUCUGUGAGCUUGGUCAGAUUGUCAAGCUUGCCUGCUCUGAUACUCUCAUCAAUGAUAUUCUGGCAUAUUUUGCAGCUGGCUUAUUUGGGGGUGUUCCUCUCUCUGGAAUUAUUUUCUCUUAUACCCAAAUCUUCUCCUCUGUUUUGAGAAUGCCAUCAGCGGGCAGGAAAUAUAAAGCUUUCUCCACCUGUGGCUCUCACUUGUCCGUUGUGUCCUUCUUCUAUGGGACAGCUUUUGGAGUAUACAUUAGUUCUGCACUUAGUGACUCUUCCAGGAAGACUGCCAUGGCUUCAGUGAUGUACAUCGUGAUUCCUCAAAUGAUGAACCCCUUUAUCUACAGUCUGAGAAACAGUGACAUGCAGGGUGCCUUGAAGAAACUUUUCAGUAGGAUACCUUCCUUUCUGUGA